Molecule: messenger RNA, 267 nt
Organism: Colletotrichum aenigma
Lineage: Eukaryota; Fungi; Ascomycota; Sordariomycetes; Glomerellales; Glomerellaceae
Exons: 2
Coding region: 1-267 (88 amino acids)
Source: RefSeq, a predicted model, not a curated record
AUGCAGAUCACCGCCGUCUUCCUCACCGUUGCUGCCUUCGCCAUGGGCCAUGCUGCCGCAGCAUCUGUUCCCCGUAACUUCAUCGACGGCAAGGGAAGCGCUCUCUUCGGCAACGUUGGAACCGCAUGCAGCGUCGGCAGCAAGGAUGGCGAAUGCGACCGUUUCGGCCGUUGCGUUCAGGAAAUUCCUCCCAACGAGGUCUCCGUCCUCAACCAAGGCAAGACCGUGGAUACUUGCACUGCCGGCGGACAAACUGGUACCCUGUAA